Molecule: messenger RNA, 2677 nt
Organism: Gambusia affinis (western mosquitofish)
Lineage: Eukaryota; Metazoa; Chordata; Actinopteri; Cyprinodontiformes; Poeciliidae
Gene: aanat1
Product: arylalkylamine N-acetyltransferase 1
Exons: 3
Coding region: 561-1172 (203 amino acids)
Biological process (GO): response to light stimulus; circadian rhythm
Cellular component (GO): cytoplasm
Molecular function (GO): aralkylamine N-acetyltransferase activity
Source: RefSeq, a predicted model, not a curated record
CUGACUGAAAGUCUCCUACAGAAAAAUAAGAUCAUGUAAUUAAGCUGCCAAUUAGGCAAGACCAUGCAGGAGAGAUGAAAUCAGACUGUUUUGUGUCACGAAAUUGACGGGAAAAAUACAGUUUAUCCCUCUGAAGGAUUAAUGCACAUAUCUGCUGUCCUGCUGUGACCCAGGGUCACAUCUUUAAUAGAUAAAAAACCUUAAUUAGAUACUGCAACCCAUGAUCCAGGAAUCUAGCUCUGACGCAUGACAAGGAUCAUUCUAAACACACGGUUGCCCCUGCUGACCUCCGGUAAAUAUGUUUAUUGUUCAACCUGCUCGCCAGGAAAGGAGGCUUUGGGCUUCCAGCUCACCCCAGGAUUAGAAACAGCCGCCCCUGCGCACGGAUAUAAAUACUCCCGGCGCGCCGCGUCCAGCUCAGUCUUUACGCACAAGUCCGGCAACGCGUGGAGGAAACUAUCUGCGAAGCUGCUGCUCAGGAGUAGAUAAUAAAACAGUUAUAAGUGGUAUUAUCAGUGUCUUUAACCCGACUGCUUCUGAAGACAAACGGGACCGGAGAGAUGUCUGUGCUGGGCGCACUGCCGUUCAUGAAGCCGCUGCACCAUGUGCGCUCCCCGGUGCCGCAGGGCCGCCGCCACACGCUGCCGGCCAGCGAGUUCCGCUCCCUGAGUCCGGAGGACGCAAUCAGCGUGUUCGAGAUAGAGAGAGAAGCCUUCAUAUCAGUGUCCGGAGAAUGCCCGCUCCACCUGGACGAGGUGCGUCACUUCCUCACGCUGUGUCCCGAGCUUUCUCUCGGCUGGUUUGAGGGGGGACGGCUGGUGGCGUUCAUCAUCGGCUCUCUGUGGGACCAGGAGAGGCUAACCAUGGAUGCUUUGACUCUUCAUAAGCCUCAUGGAGCCACGGUCCAUAUCCACGUCCUCGCCGUCCACCGGACCUUCAGGCAGCAGGGGAAGGGCUCUAUUCUGAUGUGGCGCUACCUGCAGUACCUGCGGUGUCUGCCCUACGUGCGACGCGCUGUCCUGAUGUGCGAGGACUUUCUGGUUCCCUUCUACCAGAAGUCAGGGUUCAAGGCUUUGGGCCCCGCUGAGAUCACGGUGGGACCCCUCAACUUCAUCGAGAUGUUCUACCCAGUCAGGGGCCACGCCUUUAUGCGGCGCAACAGUGGAUGCUGAAGGACGGGACUUCGGUUUAAUGUUUCCAAAAACAGGAUGCACUGACACUCCUUAAGCCUCGCGGAGUGGAGGCCUGUGAGUGGAGCAGGGAUUUGUCUAAUCUCUGAGUGAAAAAUGUUCAGCAGCCGGUUGAGAAGAGAGCCUUCGUGAAGCUGAAAACAAAGAGCUGCCCACCAGCUUUCAGCAACUGUUGGACACGUCGUUUAUGCCUGGAAACCGUCAAGAUUUGUGCUGAAGGGAGAGAAGUUGCCAUUGGAGCAAAGAGUGCGAGUGGCAACUUCAUGAAACUUUGAAAAACUAAACAUUUGUUCCGAAAGAAAAUGUCGGACAUUUAACGAACUGCAAGCUGCCUUUUCUUUCAUCCACUCCUUGUUCUAAAUGGUUUGUUAUGGUUUGAACUACAACUGGGUAAAAAAUAAACAAUAAAAACUUGUCUAUCAUAUCAUUAUAGACCAGUGAUCAAUAUCAAUAGAUAAUACAUCCAACUAAGUUUUUGGACAGCAUUCUGGGGGAUGUAGACAGAGGAAAGGUUUUAGCUGCUCAACCUCUAACGGCUAGCUAAGCAAAGUUGGUAGAAUCAACUCACUCGCUCGCUCUUUGGUUGCUUAGCAACUCACUCACUCUGGUUACCUGGCAACAACUUGUGGAGUAAGCAGUCCCAGUUUAAGGUUUCUCCACUUGUGCCUCACAACUACUUAAAAAAACGGAAUGGAGUGAAAACUGGAUAAAACAGGAAAGGUCGCGUCAUCAGUUUGGCAGUAUUUCAGAUAUUUAAAACAAAAACUAAUCAAUUAUUGAUAGGAAGGUAUGAAACCGUUAAAUCGUGACAUGUUUUUCAGUUAUAUCGCCCAUCUGUAGUUCAAACCCUGGAAACUAAAACAUAAAUGCUGAAUGUUGGGUUUUUGAAGCCACAUUAAGAGGUUUAUACUUUUAUAGAUGAGAACAAAUUUACUGGCACUUGUGGGGGAAAAAAAGCCUUACAGUGAACGGCUCGUUCAUUGUAACCAACCGCCCAUAAUGGAGUUGGUUAAAAACUAUUUUACUCUUACUUUUCCCCACAGAUUAAACUCAAAGGUUAUUAUUUUAAACUUUUAUCUGAAAUAUUACAACUGAUAUAAAAGAUCAUGUAAUUUAUAACACUUUACAAACCUGUAACAGAUGAGCUGUAAAAUGUAACAUCGGUAUUGAAACAGCAUAAAUACCUUGCCAAAGUAAUGAAGUUAAAUUGUAUGAUGAAUGUAAUUAUGGAUGAGUGAUAUCAGCCAUCAAUGUGUUGUUAUGGAUUUGAUUGUAUUUUGCUUUUCUUUAACACAUCUGUGUUCCUGUUGGCAAACAUCCUGUCAAUCUGUUUACCCAUCAGCUGUGAACACUGUGUAUAAAAACAGAUCUCAACUCUCGUAAACGAGAAUUAUAUAAUCACAGAACCGUAAAAUGGAGGAAAAUUUUAUUUUUUCUUGUAGGAUGUCACCCAAUUUGCCUCCUAAAGCCUCAGGGGUUGAAUGUUU